Molecule: messenger RNA, 6173 nt
Organism: Artibeus jamaicensis (Jamaican fruit-eating bat)
Lineage: Eukaryota; Metazoa; Chordata; Mammalia; Chiroptera; Phyllostomidae
Gene: SLC25A27
Product: solute carrier family 25 member 27
Exons: 8
Coding region: 223-1203 (326 amino acids)
Biological process (GO): response to cold
Source: RefSeq, a predicted model, not a curated record
CCGUGUUGUUUUCGGCUGUGAAGUCCGCUAGUCCACUGAAGUCUGGGGCUGCUAGGAAGGCUGCUGUUUCGCAGGGCCCUGCGGACGGAACAGGGCGAGGGAGAUGAUCUCCGCCGCUCCAUUCGUGGGCUGAGGAGAGGCCGUUCUGGUAGGGCGGCAGGCCAGCCACCGCGCGGGGCGCCGGCCGAAGGGUGCAUUGUCGUCCUGUACAGCUGCUGCUGAAUGUCGGCUCCAGAGGAUGAGGAGCGGCUAUUGCCACUCACCCAGAGAUGGCCCCGAGCGAGCAAGUUCCUACUGUCUGGCUGCGCGGCUACCGUGGCCGAGCUAGCUACCUUUCCCCUCGAUCUCAUAAAAACUCGGCUCCAAAUGCAAGGAGAAGCUGCCCUUGCUCGGCUGGGAGACAGUGCAGGAGAAGCUACUCCCUAUAGGGGCAUGGUACGCACAGCCUUGGGGAUUGUUCAAGAGGAAGGCUUUCUCAAGCUUUGGCAAGGAGUGACACCCGCCAUUUACAGACACGUAGUGUACUCUGGAGGUCGAAUGGUCACAUACGAACAUCUCCGCGAAGUUGUGUUUGGCAAAAGUGAAGAUAAACAUUAUCCCCUUUGGAAAUCAGUGAUUGGAGGGAUGAUGGCUGGUGUGGUUGGCCAGUUCUUAGCCAACCCAACUGAUCUAGUGAAGGUUCAGAUGCAGAUGGAAGGAAAAAGGAAACUGGAAGGAAAACCACUGCGAUUUCGUGGUGUGCAUCAUGCAUUUGCGAAAAUCCUAGCUGAGGGAGGAAUACGUGGGCUUUGGGCAGGCUGGCUACCCAAUAUACAAAGAGCGGCACUGGUCAAUAUGGGAGAUUUAACCACAUAUGAUACAGUGAAACACUACUUGGUACUGAAUACACCCCUGGAGGACAACAUCAUGACUCAUGGUUUAUCUAGUUUAUGUUCUGGACUGGUAGCUUCUAUUCUGGGAACACCAGCUGAUGUCAUCAAAAGCCGAAUAAUGAAUCAACCACGAGAUAAGCAAGGAAGGGGACUUUUGUAUAAAUCAUCUACCGACUGCUUGGUUCAGGCCGUUCAAGGGGAAGGAUUCAUGAGUCUCUAUAAAGGCUUUUUACCAUCUUGGCUGAGAAUGGUAAAGUUAGGCCUUUCCUUCCUUUGUUUUGUUUCUUUGUUUCUUUUCUUUGUGCUUAAAUUACUUUCAGUCUGUAAAUAGUCCCCCUUCUCUCUCUGGUUUUUGGCAUGGCCCUGCCUCCAAAACACAGUUUGUUCUUUUUUAUAUUUCUUUUUGUUUUAUUUAACUUCUCAGAGUUCUAUUAUCUUCUUCAGUAAAAUAAAAUAAUUCGGUUGCAUCCAGAAACUAAUAUUGUUGGUAUAAAGCCAGAGGAUAGAUUCUUCUGCUAUGUAAAGCCUUUAGUACUCUAUUUAGCCAAAAUACUAUAGUUUUAGACAGGUAUAAUGAUGUAAUACUAGAGAUCACUUCUAUGAAAAUGCUACUGUUGCAAAAAAAAAUUGUCACUUUGAUGGCAAAUGUUGCAUUACCCAUUCAUCUUAUUACCACAAAGCUCUGCUCAGUAAGAAAGCAUUGUGUCAUGUUUAUUUGGUUUAGAGGUUAUUUUUUACUGAAGUAAACCAAUAUGUAGAAGUAGAUAGACUUAUUUAAGAAACAUAAAAAUAUAAUAAAAACAAAGUACUCCUAUAUUUUGUAAGUUAAAAAAUAUUUGAAAGAAUGGGUGAGUUGUGGGUUUAAAUUCACAGAAGCAGUUCUUCACAUGAUAUAAUAUUAAUUGAGUGCCUGCUCCAGGCGAAGCCCUGUACCCUGCGCUUUGGGAUGAACAGAAGAGUCUCAGCCCCUGCCCUCUUGCUGGAGCUUUUUAUUGAGUAGGAAACUAGAAGUGGUGAGUGGUAGGUAAAAGUGCAUGGUGCUGCGGUAAUAUAUGCCAAGUAAGUAUAGCUUAGGCUGAAAGAUGAAGAAAACCUCCUUGGAGAAUGGACUUUUGAAUUGAGAGCUGAGAAAUGAGUAGUACUUAGUGUAGUGAAAAGGGCAGAAAGGAACGUUCUAGGUAGAGGGAAUAGUCGGAGCGGACAGAGAACAUGAAUGAAAACAAGCAGGCCAAGUCCCAGAGACAUGGAAGAUGGUGAUAGAGGGCGAGACCAGAGAAAGGCUGGGACCGGCCUGGGAAAGGUCACUCUUACAGAAGGAUCUGUAAGAGUGAUGGACACCACCUGGAUGGUAUGUGCAUUUUUAGAAAGAUCCUUCUGGCUGCCAUGUGGUUAUGGAAAAGUCUGGGAUGGUGAUAGAUGAAAGAUAGUGAAAGCUUGGACUAGAUUCUAACAGUGGGGACAAAAGGAGGUAGAUUCUAAAGGAGGUAGUUUUAGAUUCUAAAACUAUCUAGGUGAUAGAAUUGUGACCGGAUGGGUGGAGAAAUGAUUGGAGAAGACAAAGAGAAGCUGGGUCUCAUUUCCAGACUUUUGCCCUGAGUAACAGAUAACGUAAUCUCCUUAAAUGGGAAUCUUUUGUAGGGAAGAAGAUAUUGUGGCAGAAUAACAAGCUUAGUUUUAGAUAGGUUAAGUUUUGGAUGCUUGUAAGACAUCUAAGAAAAGGUAUCUAAAUGAUUAACUUUACACAUUGGUCCAGGUCUUAGAGACAAUACAGGGAUGGAGAUUUAGAAUUGCCCACCAUCCACGUACAUAUAGAUGGUCAUUGAAGCUUUGAGAAUAAAUGAGGUCACCAAGGGAUAGUAGAUAUCUAUCCAUUAACAGGAAAUAAAUUGCCAAAGCUCUACCCAAGUUGUAAAACAUUAUUUUGACUGUCAGAAUUAUACCUUGAAAUUAUCUUAAAUCUGGAUAUUUCUUACUGGAAAGGAAGAUUUUGGUUUGGUCUGCCUGAACCAGGCACUAUUAUAAGUGCUGGUAACACUAAGGAAUAAGAUGUUUAUUUUUUGCACUAGAGGAGCUUAUAAUGUGAUGGAGAAGAUAGACAUGUAAGUAUUAAAAUUACAGAAAUAGUAAAGCUAAUAUUAUCAAUCACUUUGUAUGUGGCCAACACUGUGCUAAUCAUUUUUGUGGCUUACCUCAUGGAAUUCUCCUAACAGUCUAGUUAGUAGGUUGCUGUCAUCUCUGUCUUUUAUAGAGGAGGAAACAAGAAUCUAAAGAAUCUAGUGAACUUGGCCAGGGUGGGUGGCAAACCAGUGCAGGCAGGGUGUCAAAGCCGUGAGCCCCUCCAGAGGACACAGUCUUGGUAAGGAGGUUAUAUUAGUGCUUCGCCAGUGGUGUGAACAGAACACUGGGGGGAGCGUGAAUGAUGGAUUAAAAUGGCUUUAACUGUUUAACUGCCAUAAAAAGGCAUCACAGAGGUGAUACCUGGUCUAGCUUUGAAGGAUCAGUAGGCAUUUUUUAAGAAAAGCGUGAGGGAGCAGUGUGAACAUGGGCUCAAGCCACAUGUGGACCUGGUGGUGGAGAACUGCAGGGAACUCAGAGUGGCUGGGGAGCCAGUCCUCAGCGGGGAGUAUCAGGAGGGAGGUCUGGGGAAGUACACAACGGCUCGGCUGAGAAGGACCUCAUCGGCCAAGUUUUAUAGUUUAGGUAUCACCCUAUAGUUAGCAAGCAGCUCCUUAAACUUGGGAACAAUGUGCUAAGAUUUAUUUGGGGGCAAGAUUUCUUUGGCAACAAAGGUGGUUUUGACAGUACAGCCAGCAGAUGAUUGUAGAAAUAGGAAAGAAUACACAUUCUAGGAACAUUUAUGGUUAACUCCACAGGGCUUAGUAACUGAUUCGAGGGUAGGAAAGAGGGACUGGUACCUUCAGGUUCUAGUGUGGGGGACUAUGAGGAUGGGUGAGACCGCUGGUGAAAAACAAAAUCAGGGUUGGGAGAGUGAGGGGCAAGAGAACAUCCAAGGACAAAAUACUGAGACUAUAUAUAACACACACAAAAAUGAAUACUUAAUAUGAAACAACCUCCCAGCUAAGCUGUUUGUACAUGUUAACUUUUAAAAUCUUAUGAGAAUCUGGUAAAACAGGUGGUGUUAUCCUUACUUUUCAGAUGAGGCAACUGAGGCAACUGUGGCUCAAAGUAUAAGAAACUCAAGUUCAUGUAGCUAGUAUGUGGCAGAGCUAGGAACUGACUACAGAUCUGUUCAACUCUAGACCCAUGCUGUUAAAUAAGGCCCUGUCCUGAGUGUCUGAAAGUCCCACAGCUGGUGAUAGAAAUUUUAAAAGGAAAGAGAAAGUGUGUAGUGGUAGAGAAGUGUUAACCACAGAAAGUCUGGCUAACCACCAAAGAUCACCAGGGUGACGUCGCCUUGGUGAUUUGCUGCAGUGAAUGACCCUGACCUUGGAAACCUGACCAUUGAGUACUUCUCAGAAAACUGGCCUUGCAAAUACAGAUUCACUUCAGCUGAAUUUAUUGCAGUUGACAAGCAAACUGCAGUGUCACCUCAGUCACAUUGAGAAAUGCACUUGACAAGUGAUUCAGUUGCUGAAGUUCUCUGGACAGCGUGCUUCCUCCUAAAUUCAAGCUAUACGGGGAGCCAUGUCAUAAUCAAAGAUUGCUGAACACAGAAUAAUAACAAGGAAGAGCUAUUUAUAAACUUAAGAAUAUCAACCCAAGAGUCCUUAUAUGUCUGGUUCCACAGUAAUCGACAUGGAGAAGGACUCUGCUGUUUUCUCAAGCACUAUGGCAAUAGGUAGGCCAGAGAAGAAAACAUGGGUUCAUAUACACUUGGGUUAUUUUCAGUGGUACCCCUGUGCCCGUGAGGAAAACUAGUAGAUAUGCGCUACCACAUACACUCCUGCACAGGGGCUCAGUGUGUCCCAUUUACACACUACCCAUGUUUGGGGCUGUGCGGUCUCCCUCUUUAACUUCUACUCAAAGCCAGUUCCAACCCUUUCCACUAGGUAGAGGCAGUAUGACCUUGCUUUGCCCAAUGACUGAUUUAUAUACAUUUCAUUUGCUUAUUAUGUGGUUACUGUGUUGCUAUUGUGAGGAAGAAGUCUACUUACUAGAGCAAGAAGGAAUUAUCACAUAGUCCAUUCUUAACUAAGACCUCAGCUGCUUCAUCUGACUACAGUUAUGUUCUUGGUUCACUUCAUUGUUAUUGUCACAACAAUAUGAUAUCAUCACAGCUUCACAUUCUUUAUUUUGUCUGUGUCUUCAUACAUUUAACUGACCCAGAUGUGGUCUCAUAAAUCUACUAUUUAGUAAAUAAAUUCUCAGUCUACCAAUAUAACAUGCUUAAUAUUUCCAAACACAUUGCCAUAUACAUUGCUUUACAAACUCUCUAACCAAAUACACUUUAUAUUAUAAUUGCUUAAGCUUAUUUCUCUAAUUUGAUAGUGUUUUUCUCUGACCAGCAUUAUCCUUCACUUCUGAACCAAAUCAGACAGGAAUUGGAUCCAAGAUACCCUUUUUCACAAUGGUUACUUCCAAUGUUUACACUGUGAUUUCCCUAUGUCUUUAACAUUUAUAUCUUCUAUUGUCAAAUAACCCUCAUCCCCUUAUAGAUAAUUUCCUUUGGCAUAGUUAUAACUUAAUUCACAUUAGUCAAAUCUUUCUGAGCUGGACGCUCUUCUUUAUUUAGUGUGAGCCUUUAUACUGAUCACUAGGUGUAGGUUUUGUGACCUAACUCUCAGAAGAUACUCUUUCAUCUUCACUGUCAACUCAAGUGCCUCCUGCCACGCUUCGCCUACAAACUGCGGGUAGAGGAGCCCAGCCUGGGACCGAGGGUGCUGGGUCCGAGCCUUUUAGGCAGCAACGCUCGGUAAACAGCACUCUGGGGUGCAGGCCAGAAGCCUGCGGCCUAGACCUACAACGUGCUAUCAUGCAUCUGAUUGCUAAGCUUGGGUGUCCUCAUCUGUAAAAAAAGGGAUAUCCACUGUAGAUUGUUCAGAGAAAAUACAGGACCUGAAAAUGUUCUGUGAGAAAUAUACCACAUGAAAAUGCUUUGUAAGUUAUAAACUGCUUUACAAACGUGAAAUACCAAAAUAUUUAUUUUCAGCGUAGGUGGAUUCAAAAUGACAUUCAAAAAUUUGUAUGCAUAUAUGUAGAAUAUUUAUAAUUCUUGGAAAUAUGCACUAACUUCUUUGGUUAAUCUUUCAGACCCCUUGGUCACUGGUGUUCUGGCUUACUUAUGAAAAAAUCAGAGAAAUGAGUGGAGUCAGUCCAUUUUAAGCCCUUAAAGAUACAGUG